CGUGUCGAAAGCAACAUUCGUGAAAAUCUUAACUCAACCUUCCAAGGCGCUCAUAGCUCCGGGUUAUGUAUACUGACGGGGUCUAGAAGUUUUUUUACGGAUGAGUUUUACAACAAUAACAAAAGUUCUUUUUCUUUACGAAAAAAAUUGGGUUGGGCGCCUUGUGAAGGAAUUAGAUUUUCAGUGAAUCGCCCUUACUACAGAUACGAACGUCUUAAGGACUUAAUAACUUGUGGUAACCUCAAGUGAACCUGCCGGGCCUGGGAGGACUGAGAAACAAUAAUGUGAAGGAAGGCACAACAGCACCACCACCAUGACAAUCCAGGACUUUGUAACCUCCCUGACAGACAACCCAUACUUCAGCGCCGGGUUUGGCCUGUUCGGGGUGGGUGCGGGGGCAGCAGUGAUGAGGAAAGGGUACAUGAUGGGUAUGAUUCUGUUCCGCCGGCACUACAUGACAACACUGGAGGUGCCAUGCCGAGACAAGUCCUACCAGUGGCUGCUGCAGUGGAUUACCCACAAGGGGGCCAAGAAGACACAGCACCUCAGUGUGGAGACAAAAUUCCAGCAAAUAGAGACUGGCAAGAUCACGACACGCCAUGACUUUAUUCCCAGCGUGGGUGAACAUUUCUUCUGGUACGGGGGCACCUGGCUGAAGGUAGAGCGCACUCGUGAGCAGCACACGCUGGACCUGCAGCAUGGCACACCUUGGGAGACUGUCACAUUCACUGCCUUUGGCAAGCAGAAGCAACUCUUCCAUCGCAUAAUCUGUGAAGCCCGUGACUUGGCAGUGAAACAGAAUGAAGGAAAGACCAUCAUGUACACAGCAUAUGGCUCUGAAUGGCGGCAGUUUGGCAAUCCUCGUAAGCCCAGGCCACUCAACUCCGUAGUUCUGGAUGAAGGAAUUGCAGAGCGGAUACUUACAGAUGUGCAAGAUUUCAUGAAUAAUCCUGAGUGGUAUUCCAACAGAGGAAUUCCAUAUCGGCGAGGGUACUUGCUGCAUGGCCCACCUGGGUGUGGCAAGAGCUCCUUCAUCACAGCACUGGCAGGGGAGCUGCAGCUGGGCAUCUGUGUCCUUAAUCUUAGUGAAAGAGGACUUACUGAUGACAGACUCAAUCACUUACUGGCACUUGCUCCUGAGAACACUAUAAUCCUGUUGGAAGAUGUUGAUUCAGCUUUCACAAAUAGAGAGGAAACUGCAGAAGUGAAGGCAGCAUAUUCUGGGCUGAACAGACUGACCUUCAGUGGACUGUUGAACUGUCUUGAUGGUGUUGCAUCUUCAGAAGCAAGGAUAGUGUUCAUGACAACCAAUUAUCCUGAAAGACUUGAUGCAGCCUUGAUCCGGCCUGGUCGUGUGGAUCGGAAGGAGUACAUUGGGUAUUGCACGCCACAUCAGCUGGUGACAAUGUAUCGGAGGUUCUACCCUGAAGUGCCUGUUGACACUGCAUUCUCCUUCUCGGAGGUAAUACAAAACCUAAAGGUGCCUGUAAGUGCUGCUACUGUACAAGGCCACUUCAUGCAGCACAAAGAGGACCCCAUGGGAGCACUUCAUAAUGCUUCAAGUUUAAAGCCUGGAGAUUUAAUUUAAAAACUGUAUAGUAAAUUAAAAUCAAUGUGAAAUAUACUGUAAAUAUG
This is a messenger RNA of Scylla paramamosain (green mud crab), 1635 nucleotides long. It is a transcript of the gene Bcs1, whose product is annotated as mitochondrial chaperone BCS1-like. Bases 314 to 1588 code for a protein of 424 amino acids. Gene Ontology annotation, cellular component: mitochondrial inner membrane. Gene Ontology annotation, molecular function: ATP hydrolysis activity; ATP binding. Gene Ontology annotation, biological process: protein insertion into mitochondrial inner membrane from matrix; mitochondrial respiratory chain complex III assembly. The transcript is spliced from 10 exons. The record is from RefSeq and is a predicted model, not a curated record. NCBI's taxonomy places the organism in Eukaryota, Metazoa, Arthropoda, Malacostraca, Decapoda, Portunidae.